AGGAUGGAAUCUAUAAACCAAGUUAAAUAAUUACACUUUGAAUAACUUACAACUUGGACACACUUUUUUUCAGAUUUUUUUUCCAGGUUAGACAGCUGUUGUGUCUCAGGUUCCUGUUUGUCCAUAACUAUUAAAGAUGCAAGCAAAUGUUUUUUUAUUUAUUUAUUUAUUUAAAGUCACCUUUGAAUCCAAACCCUGCAUAAAAAAAAGCUAAGUAGCUAAACUACAAAGUGGCAAAAAUUGAUAAAUGUUCCAAAAUAGUUUAUUUUUCUGAGAAACAGAAUUGUUCUAUUCAGAAUUGAAAAGCACAGUGACUAUCAAAUUGGCCUAUGGUGCCCUCUAUGACCUGUUGACAUUUGUAGUGAGUCUUUUUUAAAGUCAUAUCUUUUUCCUCUUUGUGCACCUUGAUUGAGUUGCCCGUUUCCUGGACUUAAGGGGAACUGGUCUCCGUCACACUCUGCUUACGUGCACGUGGAGCUCUUUUUCAGUGGCGCACGGCUGGACUUUGUCACAGUUAUUUUGGGUGGGGGAGAUCAGGGGGUCCUGUGAAUAUAAUGGCCCGGCUCGACCUCGCGUGUCACAUUGUGCUCUACGCCAGCAACGCUGGACCAUGGAGUGGCUUUUGAUCGCCGUGGUAACAUGCGUGCUAGCCCCCUUCCCUGGCAAAGGUAAAAGCGCUGGAACCAGCUGGAGCCUGUCAGGACUCAGUCACAUAUUUGGUAUUGCGCUUGCGGUGUGUGUGCAUGUGUGUGAGCUUGUGGUUUUUUUUUUUUUCCUGAAAGACACCAGCUCAAGCUUGGGUGACCACAUAUGUAGUCGAGGGGGUUUCGACAAAAUGCAGUCGUGUGCGCCCGUACGCUUGUGUGUGUGUGUGAGCCCGUACCGUUGUGUGCACCUGCAUUUUUUGGAGCUUUGUGGGACCAAUAGAAUCUAAACAAAAACCCCUCUCCAAACAUGGCCCCUAGAAGCGAACCGGAGGAUUAUGGGUGUCAGUAUGGAUGAAGGAAGCCAUGUUUGAAAGACCUCAUUCUCUGCCACUGAGGCCAUCAACUGUGCUCAGUGUCAUGGGAAGCUAUGGCUCCUGCCAUGUUGCCAUGUGUUUGUUGGAAUACACAGGGAUGAAGAGGAAUUAAGGAUGCCUUUCCCUUUUUUCUAAGGCAGCGAUUGGAUGUGGGAGUACGACGAGGGACUGAGGCACUACACCGAAGAGGCUCUUAAAAGGGUACUAUCGGCCAGUUUUGGUCAUGAGCACUGGUAAAGGGAUGGUGGUAAAAUCAGGUAGAUGACUUUGAUGUCUUGGAUGUAAAGGACACAGUUAUGACACAGACCGUAUCUACUCUGCUCAGACUUGAUUCAUGUAGUAUCCUGUUGGCAUUGAGAUAUCUUGCUUGAGAUAACAUACAAAGGUCUGGGCUGGAUGUGAUGCUUACAGUGAGAUUGCUACUUAACUGUGUUACUGUGUAAUUGCUACUUAACGUCUGUUAGGUGAGCUGUUCAGACUUAAAAGAGUGGCACAUAAACCUUUGCUGUCCUGUCCUGUCCUGUGCCUUCUCCAGGAGUUUCCGGAGAAAACUAGGCCUGUGAACUUCAAACAUCCUCAGUUCCAGUGCCCCGACAUGAAUCCCUCCCCUACGGUCCCUACCUCAGGUGAGGCACACAGCUUGGACACUUCUCAUCCACUUUAUUCAUCUAAGUUUAGAAUAAUGACAGUUCAGCACAGGCAUUUUACAGAUUCAUUUUUCAAAACAUCCCUUAUGGGCAGGAAGUGACAUGAUUACUCUUUCAGUCCCUCACCAGUCUUAUUAAAGGAGUCGCACGUAUCACAUCGCUGGUCUACAUCUAGCUCUGAUUAGCAUUUCUACUCCACUCUCAAAAGAAUUCAAAAAUAGGCCAGGCAGCUUUUAAGAGCCUUAGGAAGUGUCACAUCUCUGCCUGAAUGAGUCUCUCUCUGUUUGUUGCAGUGGAAUUGGUGAAGCCUGCAGACAUCAAAGUGAUCGCGGCACUCGGUGACUCGUUGACUGUGAGUUUGUCGGCUGAUAUUCCUGAUCUUACAUCUUACAUUAGUAAAACUCGCUCAAGCUUUCUGCGCGUGAGUUUGAUGUGUUGAGGUGUGUGAGGCUCUGCUUGUUCAUCACACACACGCCUUUGCUUUCCCACGAGUUUGUGGGCGCUUUCAACUCGACAGCACUCUUAUCACUGGCAUCUUUGUUUCCUGUUGUCAACUUGCCGAGUUAUAAUUGUGACCAUAAUCUGUGUCGGGGCCAUCUGUUGUGGUGGAAGCACAGAACACUGCUGUGAACAUUUGGAGAGGAUGCUCUCUCUACCAACCCUCAAAAUUACUUCCCACUAAAGUAAUGGAUGGGUUGUUUUCCAAGGUUACACAGUAUAAUAUAUAUAUAUACAGGUUACACAUAAUAAUAUACAGUGAUAUACUGUAGGUUGGCGUAACUAUGGAGAUAUAUUUAAGUCCAUUUUACUUGAUAUAUUUUGUUGCCAUAGCUAGCUGAGAAGGCAGUGUUUUCAUUUGAACACAGAAACUGAAUUUGAGAUGGAUCUAAAUCUGCUGGCCUCUGUGACUUUGCAGACAGCCAUUGGUGCCAAUGCAACUAACGUCCUCGGAAUACCUAUAGAAUUCCGUCAUGUGUCAUGGAGCAUUGGAGGUCAUGGCACAUUUGAGGACGUCAUCACGCUUCCAAACAUCAUCAAGCUCUUCAACCCUCACCUGAUUGGUGCAGCUCCAACCAAGACAGUCCACGGAACCCCAGCACCCCUCAGUGAGACGGGCUUCAACCUGGCUGUGACUGGACACAACACAUUUAAUCUCCCUGGACAGGUCAGACAUCUUAUUGACACACUGAAAACUUACCAGGUAAGGACAUGUGGCCAUUAUAGCUAUGGUGAGUUAUCUGAUAUGUGUAUUUGGAAAAGUAACGUUUUGUAAUAUUUUGGUAUUUGACAUGGUAGAAAUACCAUCCAUAAGGACAUUCUUUGAAGCUCUAACCCGAGCCACUCUGACGCUGUAGGGUGUUGAUUUUGAUGAAGACUGGAAGCUUCUGACCAUCCUCAUUGGUAUGAACGACAUCUGUGAUUACUGCAAAGACAAGUCCCUCUUUUCAGUGGAAAACUUCAUCUACUACAUGACUGUGUCCUUGGAGAUGUUGAUGAAUGAGGUUCCACGGAUGAUCGUGAAUGUGGUGCAGAUUCUGCCCAUGGAGACCCUGAGAGAGGUGCAGAAGCCCACCCCAGGCUGCCUGCUCCAGAGGUCUUUCUGCUCUUGUUUAGUGAAGCCCGCUACAGGCUCAGACGAUCUGAAGGAACUGGUGGCGGUCAAUCUGGAGUUCCAGAGACGGCUGGAGCAGCUGCUUUACACGGAGCGCUUCUUCAAGAAGGACUUUGCUGUGGUCCUUCAACCCUUCCUCAAAUUUGCUGAUCCUCCUCGGCUUCCGAAUGGGAAGAUUGACAUGAGCUUCUUCACUCCAGACUGUUUCCACUUCACCAUGAAAGGACACGAGGAGCUGGCCAAGGCUCUGUGGAACAACAUGUUCCAAGCUGAGGGGGAAAAGUUCAUUGUGGAGAGUUUUUCCAACCCCAUUCAGCUCAGAUGCCCUCCCCCGGUGAGCGGUCUCUGAUCACCCUACAGCACACAGCACAAUCUACAGUCUCAUACCUCAUACUCACUCACUGAGCUCAUACUAGCGGUCUCUGAUCACCUACAGCACACAGCACAAUCUACAGUCUCAUACUCACUCACUCACUGAGCUCAUACUAGCGGUCUCUGUCACCUACAGCACACAGCACAAUCUACAGUCUCAUACUCACUCACUGAGCUCAUACUAGCGGUCUCUGUCACCUACAGCACACAGCACAAUCUACAGUCUCAUACUCACUCACUGAGCUCAUACUAGCGGUCUCUGAUCACCCACAGCACACAGCACAAUCUACAGUCUCAUACUCACUCACUGAGCUCAUACUAGCGGUCUCUGUCACCUACAGCACACAGCACAAUCUACAGUCUCAUACUCACUCACUGAGCUCAUACUAGCGGUCUCUGUCACCUACAGCACACAGCACAAUCUACAGUCUCAUACUCACUCACUGAGCUCAUACUAGCGGUCUCUGUCACCCACAGCACACAGCACAAUCUACAGUCUCAUACCUCAUAC
Messenger RNA from Clupea harengus (Atlantic herring), 4163 nucleotides. Its product is annotated as phospholipase B1, membrane-associated. Gene Ontology annotation, molecular function: phosphatidylcholine lysophospholipase A1 activity; A2-type glycerophospholipase activity; retinyl-palmitate esterase activity. Gene Ontology annotation, cellular component: brush border membrane. The record is from RefSeq and is a predicted model, not a curated record. Gene Ontology annotation, biological process: phospholipid metabolic process. The transcript is spliced from 10 exons. The coding region runs from base 3072 to 3629 and encodes 185 amino acids. Lineage: Eukaryota; Metazoa; Chordata; Actinopteri; Clupeiformes; Clupeidae.